Messenger RNA from Callorhinus ursinus (northern fur seal), 2365 nucleotides. It is a transcript of the gene FAM169B, whose product is annotated as Protein FAM169B. The record is from RefSeq and is a predicted model, not a curated record. Lineage: Eukaryota; Metazoa; Chordata; Mammalia; Carnivora; Otariidae.
CUGGGCUUCUUUGGCUGUGCACAUAUGUGGGUGUCUACAAGCGUGUGCCUGUCACAGCAGAAUAAGUUGGCUAGACAGACAUACAGCUCUUUAUAGAGAGGGAGAGAUCCCAGAGUUCAUCAUUGACUUAUUUCAUUGUCAUCAAGAGGACUGUUAAUUCUUUGUCUUUAUUUGAAACAUUUGAAUCUGUGCAUUUAUAGUUGUCAUUUUUUGGGACACAUUUUAUCCUCAAAUACUUUAAAAAAAAUCGAAUAGUGGGAGAACAUAUUUGCUCAGCGAUUUGUCACUCUCUGUGUGUGCCCAUGACGUGUUCAGCGUGUCAAGCCCCGGGGCAGGAGGUGGGCUUAUGCUUAGGUGGGGGUCUUGUCUGCAGCUGCUCUGGACGUCCUCCCUUUUCCAUGAGUGUUUCCCCCAGUAACUCGUCUAAUGCAGUAACACUCACACGAGCAAACUCCUUAGACUGGAGACUUGAACCCUUUUGCUGCUAACAAUAGCCUCUCUUUCCUGAAAAGUGGCUGGCAGGAAGGAAUGGAAACUCACAAAAUAGGGAAGCCCCUAUUUCUGUGAGUGAAGGCUUAUCUUUCUUGAGGUGGAGGACGGGGAGGAUCAAGUGGCCCUUUCGGCAGCCUCCCCCCAUAGGAGGCCCAGAGCCGAAUCAGAGGCAGGAUCCACAGAAAACGGGGGACCGCAGAGCCCCCUCCCACUUGGGGACAUACCAUCCCGAGGCCGGCCAGCAUCUCAGGGGAAAACUAACCACUGCUUCUGAGCUGAAUUGGAUGCUAUCAAUUUGGAUGAUUCUUCGAGGAUAUAAUUUUCCUCUACAAGUGUGAGAACAAGAAAGAGACACCGAGGAAGAGCCAAGGGGAAACUUGCAAAUGAAUAUGUACAAUAAAUAGUCUCCCUGUGUAUGGACAUGUUUGCAGUUCCUACCAACAACAGGCAUUUACCCAGUGGAUAUUUUGGAAGAUGACCCUGAAAGGCAUCGGGAAGCAGCCCUGGCUUAUUAUGCCACGCUUAGGGAAGGGAUGCAGUCCUCAGUAGAGCUCUUCUCUCUUCCCACGGGGGAGCAGGUUAAACUUGAAGCUUCGUCUAUUUGCUUUUGCACUGUGCACCGUGACGAACCUCAACAUAAAAUAUUAGUCUUGGUUAAUCCCCAGGACACGAAGACAGUGGUGGCUGUUUACAUAAAGGAGUCCUGGUGGCCCACUGAAGACGUCCUACGAACCUCUGAUCCUGCCAGAGAAGGUCUGAUGAAGGUUCGGUCAUUUGGGGAAAGGAUUGUGCUUUUCAUUCUAAACGUCGUUAUUUUUGGAAGAUUGGAGAGAAAUUUGGAAGACGGUGACAUGUUUUUUUUACCUCACUCUGUGAAGGAGCAAGCAAAGAUUCUGUGGCGGGAGGGAUCAGCUGUUGGAUUUUACACAACCAAAAGGAAAGGCAGCCUGUGUGGUGAUGGCACAGGUGCGUGCUACCUGCUGCCUGUCUUCGACACCGUGUUUGUCAGGAGGAUGUACCGUCGCCAAGGCCUGGGCAUGGCCAUGCUGCAGGACUUCUGUGAGACAUUCCAAGAGGAUGAGGCCCUGGGCGUCAGUUGGCCAAUUUCUCCUGCCAUGUACCAAGUCUGCAGGAAGUUCCUGUUGGCCCAUCCGGAGGAGCGGGGGCGCCUGUGGGAGGUGGAGCCCCCAGGAGCCUGGGGCCAGAGAGGCAGCAUCUGGCUGAAGGUUCAACUGCAGCAGUCAAGACCUCCAGACUCUCACCCAGGAAAUGCCAAGGAGAAUGUGAGCAGUCAAGGGCGGACGUCUCCAGAUGAUGGACCCAGACAGUCUGAAGAAGGCAAGAAGGAGAGGACCCGCGGAGAACGGGAAGAGACAAAGAGUGGUCAGGACUGUGGAGUGAAAGAAGCAGCAGCGGGGCGGCUUGGACGAGUCUGCGCGGCCAGGCCGGAGGGGAAGGAGACCAAGAGGACUGCGGUGGAUGCGGGGCUGGUCUGGGAGUCCCAGCAGAAGCACCUGCGGCCCAGCUCCUGACUCUCAGAGGCAGACCCGAGUCGAGAGGCCUGCCUGGGCCCCAGGGGACAGGGGCGUGAGAGCUGCUUCUGUCACUGCCUGCUCGCGUGCCCGGGAGCUGGCCUCUGCCCCUGCUGUGUGCUGUCCUUUGAGGAGAAAGGGACAGCACAGACCCCACCCACCUCAGGCUUGGUUUGUGGGCUCAGGUGAUAGAAAGCCUAAGAAAGUGCUUCAUUCCUCCAGCACGGAGAGCCACGCAGGCUGCUAUUUUCCUGAGCUCAGAUCCCAGAGGCGUGUUUGUUAAACCUAAUAUGGUUUCUGUUACUCGGGAUGAAUUCAUAAAGACUGUACGGGAACCACUC